GGGCAAACAAUUUUUGGUCUAUCCUUCAUCAACUAUUUUCGAAAAUUUCGUAAAAGUUACGAUGGAAAGAAGAUUGUUUAAUAUUAUGAGUUGUCUCUAUUUUCAGUUUGUGGAAUAACAUACGUUUUCCCAGUGAUUUUUAAGUUGUUAGUAUUAUACAAUCGAGGCUUGUAUUUAUAGAUAGGUAACAGACGUGUUCAACGGUUCUGCCUUUUUAUAUACAACUCUUACAAAAGAAUUCCUCGUAAAACGUUUAACAAAAAAGACUAUAACUAUUGUUGAAGCGAUGGACUAGGAUUUUUAUGAGCAAUGUUUUAUCCAAAUUUGGAAACAGAAGUGUCUUCUGCAUUAAUUUUCCCCGCAUAAUGAUGGUACAUCUGCUGGAUGCAUACACCAGUUGUAUUGUAAUGUUGCAUAUGUUACAGUACUAUGGACCAGUCAAAUCUGACAUAUGGGAGGAAAAAGAAAGGUACUGUAAAUGUUGGAGAUCAAAAGCAGAAUGUUUGACAAACAAUAGAUUGGUUCUAGAAAUUUCUUUGGAUAAUUGUACAUCCACAUGGUUAUGGGAAUCGAGACGUCAAUCUCAAACAACAGAUUUUCAAUACAACGUUUACCUUAAUGAGACUCUUAUUGAAAACAACAUAGUAACUUGUCACAGGAAAAAGGUUCCAUCUUGUAAGGUAUACUUACCCAAAAAGACCUGGAUAACCAUUACCGUUGCUCCUGUGUGUCGGUUUUUCCGUUGCCGCGCUGGAAGACGGAUUAUAGGUUGCUAUAACGAUGUAUCUUCAAACAAUCGGAAUGAACUGCUGGUUUCUCACACGAAUGAGAAGAAUGAGGAAAAUACACCAAAUGUAACAUUCAUUGUGUUGAUCAUUCCAACCGCUGUUUUUUUGGUUGCAGCAGUAGCUCUUGUCGCAAUUUGUUUUGGGAGGCGUAAGUUUUGUGCAGUGCAAGGAGCCGAUACAUCAUGCAAAGCAAUGAAAGAAAGCGGUUUCAAUGAACAUUUGGCAUUAACUACGAUCACACAAUUAGAUUCCUCAAUUCCUUCCGCAAUUGAUCAUGAACAUUCAAGUGAAACUGACACAGGCAGUUCUAACUAUUCAUCACACCAAGCUGCCGAUCAUAUUGGACAAUCUAGUCAUUUGAUAUAUUGUCGUAAUAAUAUGUGUCAACAAAGUACACAUGAGGACAAUUAUUAUAGGUCAUCACAAAAACAUGAGAAUACUAUUGUCUCUCCUACGUCGAAAUCCGAACAAGAAUUAAUUAAAAUUAACUUUUGUUAAAUCGAAACACAAUUUCGACUUUUAAUCCAAUAAUAAAGUAAUGAUAUUUAAAAUUAUAGCAUAGCAUACCAAGUCAUACUUUAAACAUUAAAACGAAACUUUUUUUCCUUUAAACAUACCAGAGUAUUACAUAUAUUUAUUUGGUAAACUGUCCUAUAUUUGAGGUUCAGUUUACAUAAAUGUCUUCUUCAAAAUAAAUUUGUUUUAAGCUUCAACAUAAUGUUGUAUGGUUUUUUUCAAAAUUCGUCAGAACUUGCAUAUGCCAUUGUAAUUGAAUAAAAGAGAGAUGAAAUUGAUCAUUCAUUUUAUUUUUCAAUUUGGGAGAUAGAAACAAAAGAUGUAAUAUUGGCAGAAAAUCUUGUGUUUGAGCAUUGGUAAAAAUUUGGGUUAAUCGUAACCUGUAAUCGUAAUCGAUAUAUUACAAAUAUGAUGAAAUAAAACCUAGUUUAAAUGAAAAUAGACAACUGCAUGUAUUUAUCGGUUUAUAGUACAGAUAUAUAUAUAUAUAUAGACAUUCUAUUUUAUCUGUACUAUAAAUUAAAAGUAUAUAUAUAUGACUUGAGAGUUCUGUCAAAUGACUUUUAUUCAGAUCUGUUGUCCAAAACUCCGUAAUGUUCAAUCAGAUUUCUUACAAUUUUUACUGUAUUUACAGCUUCUAAUGCCUGUAAAUACUUUUAAAAGCUUUUAUAUUAAAAAUAGGAAAAUAUAAAAUAUAAAUUUGACUCCAGUCUUAUCACCUGUAAUUAGGGAGAGUAUCCAAACAAAAAGGAUAAAUUCAUGCAUGUAAUUAUAAAUUAUGAAUUUUCAUCUCUAAAAUUAGCUGAACUAAUUAUUACUUUUUUAAUAUUUUUUAUUUCAACUUCCAACAUUGUAAUGAACUAUAUUCAAAUAAACAUGUUAAUAAUGAGUAAAAACAAACAACAAAACUUUAAUCAGUAUGACAGCAAAAAAUAUGGAGCAAACGGCCUAAAAUAUAAAAUAGUGAUUGAUGCAAUGAUCGAUUAUUAAUCGAUUAUAUUUGUCAGUAAUCGUGCCCAUCCCUGUAUAAAAAUUACAAUCCGGUAUGAGGUUUUGUCAGUAGGAAUAAUAAUGACACACAUUUCAUUAAUGUUGUCUCAAAUGAGUAGUGUAUAAAAAGUAAAACAACAAAAAUAUCGAACUUCAAGGAAAAUUAAAAACGGAAAGUCCUUUAUCAAAUGCAAAAUCAAAAGCUCAAAUUGUCCAAUACUUUCACUUUGUAAAAUAAUACAAAAUACGAUACAAUAGUAUUUGAAAAUUAUGUAUACAUUUGGGCAUUUAUAAUUUUUUAACAAACAACUGUUUGUAUUCCAUUAUUCCAGAUUUAAGGAUCUAUUGAUAAGAUUAAUAUUCCCUAUCCACUGCAUGUUUAUGUCCCAAGCCAGAAGGCUCGUUGACGAUUAUCUGUAGUUGUAUCGUACAGUUUUGUUUUUGUUUUUUGAUCUUUGAUGGAUUUUGUAUCCCUUGUUGACUAAAGCAAUGUGUUGAUCAUGUCUUUUGAUUGCUGUCUCGUGGGUGUGUACCUCACAUCUAUUUGUGUUCAUACUGAUACGUCUGUAAUAUAAAUGUAAUGUAUUAUAAUAUGAAAUCGUUUAUCUCUAUCUUCAUAUAUGUUUGUGAGCUGUAUUUUAUAAAUAUCGCCUAUAAAAACUUAAAAGUAAGUAUUGAAAGAAGUAGUGGAUAACUUUUGUGCACACGAUACUUUCAUUUUGUAUAAGUUCAUUUAAUCUGCCAUUUAUAUAGCUUAAAGACACAUCAAGGGUCUAGACGAGGAAUUAUAUGACUGUUUGCAUUAAAGAGAGGUUAAAAUGUUUAUCGCAUUAACCAAGUUUCUGGUUUAGCGGUAUACUACUGUUGCCUUUAUUAUUGAUAAUUGAAAGUUUAUAUCCAUUAUAAUAGAGUUUUAGAGAGUACAUAUCCAUCAUAAUAGGGUUUUAGAAUAUUUACAGAAAGAUAAAAGCAUAUCUUCCUAUAAAUAUAAUAUAACUCUAUUAUAAUUAAUAUAUAGUUUUAACUAUGGACUACAGCUGUAUCGUAUGGGUAAUGCUGCUAAAACUAAUAUUGACAAAUCAAACAAGUAAUAAAAUAAUUGUGAAUGCAAGUGUUGAUGCUUUUUCGUCUGCUUUAAAAGUUCAAAAUGUUAAGACGGCAUACUAUUUAUAAUAGAAUUAAGUAUGUUAUUACAGUGAUGAUAUAUAAGUGCAUUAAUUAUCUAGCAUCUGCAUGUUUGUCUGAACUUUUUUUUCAAGUUGUUCAAGUAAUAAUAACUAUGCAUGAAUAUCCUCUUCACAAAAUGAUAUAUUUGUUAACGAUAUGAAACCAAUUAUGGUAAAAUAACCUUUUUGUUUUUUAAUCUUGUUGUGAAACUCUCAGUCUUAAACUCUGAAAUAAACUAAAAGUGUAAAUGUGUUUAAAGCAAAUUGGCAAAGAUGAGAAUUUUUAAAAUUAUCUUAUAAUGUGACCCUUUAACUAUAAAUAUUCCUCAUUCAAGUCAAUGGCAUUUGUCUACUUGUACUAUAUAGGUGCUCUUGUAUACAGUGUAUUAAUAUGUUUUGCUUAUCUACUUUUUGUUAUGUUUUUGUAGUUACCUUCUGAAAAUAAAGAAUUUAUUACAA
Mytilus californianus (California mussel) is the source of this 3919-nucleotide messenger RNA. RefSeq lists its product as uncharacterized. Lineage: Eukaryota; Metazoa; Mollusca; Bivalvia; Mytilida; Mytilidae. The record is from RefSeq and is a predicted model, not a curated record. The coding region runs from base 303 to 1286 and encodes 327 amino acids. The transcript is spliced from 7 exons.